CCAUAGCAUAGAUGUAAGCUGCUCGAGUGUCUGUCUAGCCGGUGAUCCGCACUUCUGACUCAUCAAACAGUUACACCUUUAACCAUCUGAAAUUGUAAUACGCAAUAAAGUCUGUAGCGGUCAGCGUUUCAAUCAGCGCACAGGAUGGCAGGUGGAAGAUUUGAUUUGGUCAUAUUUGGUGCCACGGGAUUUACAGGGCAGUUUGUUGUGGAUGAGGUGGCCCGAGUAGCAGACGAAGAAGGUGGGCUGAAGUUUGCAGUAGCUGGACGCUCUAUGCAGAAACUGCAGAAAGUGCUGCAAGAAUCGUCUCAGAGAACAGGCAAGUCACUUGAGGAGACCCCAGUGAUCAUUGCAGACAUAUCCAAUGAUGAGUCAAUUGCUGAAAUGUGCAAACAAGCGAAAGUUGUUUUGAACUGUGUUGGACCAUAUCGUUUCUACGGAGAGCAAUUGGUCAAGGCGUGCAUUGAAAAUGGGGCUCAUCAUAUUGACAUCAGCGGUGAACCUCAGUACCUGGAACGCAUGCUCCUCCUGUACAGUGGAAAGGCACGAGAGGCUGGUGUGUACAUUGUUGGGGCUUGUGGCUUCGACAGCGUACCCAGCGACAUGGGGGUCGCAUAUACCAUGGACAAAUUCAAAGGUGAUCUGAAUUCUGUGGAGUUCUUCAUCACUUUAGGUGCAGGAUCAGAGGGUAUUGGAGGCAAUGUUACCACCCUGGAGUCAGCUCUACAUGGAUUUGCCCACUCUGCGGAGCUUAAACCUCUCCGCCAGACAUUGUUUCCCAACCAGUUGCCAAGAAGUAAAUACAAGUUGAACACAAAGUCAGUGGGUUACAAUUCAGAUGUCAACAAGUGGUGUCUGAUAUUUCCAGGCAGUGAUAGAGCUAUUGUCAACCGAAGUGUCCGCUACAAUUACGAGGUGAACCUUCAGAGACCGUUCCAAGUGGCAGCCUACGCGACACUGCCCAGCUUCCUCUACCUGGUGCUGGUCAUGGUGUUUGGAUUUAUUGUAGGUCUCAUGGCAAAGUUCAGCUUUGGAAGGAGCCUCAUUUUGAAGUAUCCGGAGAUAUUUACUUGUGGAACGUUCAAAAAAGGUGGUCCUUCAAAAAAACAGAUGGAGACCUCAAGUUUCAGCAUCACCUUCCUAGCCAAGGGCUGGAAGGAAGCCCUCCCUGACGCAGAGACCCAGCACACCACACCCCCGGACAGCCGCAUCAUAACUAGGGUGUCCGGCCCAGAGGCGGGCUAUGUGGCCACGCCCAUCUGCAUGGUCCAAUGUGCCUUGGUGCUCCUCAAGGAGAUCACGGAGGAGAAAUUUAAGGGAGGUGUGUACACAACGGCCGCAAUUUUCCACGGGUCCAGCCUUAUCGACCGACUGCACAAGAACAACAUCAAGUUUGAAGUGGUGACCGAGCAGUCUGCUCUGUGAACAGGGAAUGUGGACAACGUCUGACAGCUUGCAAGCCAUGCUGAUUUACGGAUGUUUUCUGGACGAAUUAUUCAUUUAUUUUGGGAUGGUUUUAGUAACUGCUCUGGGUGCUGAAUUGGGAUUAUGUUGCACACACGCACAUCAUUUCAUUUCUACAGACAAUAAUGCAUGUGUUUAUACCAGCAACAUGAAAAAAAUAAUUUCUCUUAGAUCCAAGUUUUUUCCCUUUUUUGAAGACCAAUAAAAUUGUCUGUAUCAUGCUAUAAUUUAUUUGAAUAAAAUAACACAAUUCAAAAAGUAGUUACAAAUAUGAUUUUUUAACGUUCAGAAAAUACUCCCAAACCAGUAGCAAAGUCAUAAUAUUAAAAUGGCUUCGAAAAUGAGCUUUACACUGAUAAGCAUAAAUACUUGACCAAUAAGAAAGAGUGAAUACAAAUUAAACUCUUCCACAGAACAAUGUUGCUAUGUUUCGAAUGUAAAUCUAGGGGCAUUACAACAAAUUGUAUUUGUUUGCUUUGCAGAGAAGGACUAGGCUUGUCUUCGCACUUGCUUAAAAAUGCUAUAUGUAAUUUGUAUUUUAUUUUAAUUAAUGUAUUUUAAAACAGUUAUUGACUAACAUGGUGUGUGCUUGUUAAACUAAUAUGAAGGCAAUUAAAAUGACCAGUAUUUAGUUUCUUCAUUAUUUCACCAGAUGUUAUUUGUAUGAUUUAUUUCUUCAAUUGUAAUGAAAAUUAUGGUGAAAUAAUUAUUGCACAAGAAAUAUGACAUAAGGCAGACCAUUAUUUUGGUUCUGCACAUGGGUAUGUGAGCAUUACUACCGUUAGUUAUAUUGCAUCUACAUGAAGCCUCAGUAUUAUCUAAAACUAGAAAUGCACAUAUCAUGCGAAAAUGGGUGUUAUGCCAUAUGUGGUCAGGGUAGCACCUGACCAGCCUGUGAUGGCUACAUGUAGCAGAAGACCCAUUUUUCCAAGAUGAGGUUCAAAUCAUUUAUUUAUUUUAUUGUUACAAAAAUUUGAUGAAAUAAUUACCAAAGUAUCAAACAUGCUGUAAUGUUGUAUAUGCUGAGUUUUCUUUAUUUAUGUUUUCAAGUUUGUGCUAUUUGUUGGGGUAUAUUAUUUGUUACAUGCUUUUUUUACAAUUAUAUACUUUUUUAUUAGUUUUAUAUUGGGUCCAUUAGCAUGUUUGUAUUAAUUAAAUAUAUUUUUUACUUUGAAUAUGUAAUUAAAUACUGCAAUUCUGAACUAAUAGCAUGUAAACAUGGCAUAAUAAUAUUUUACUAUUUUUUUAAGCAAUCAUCUUUUGCAGAAAGACUUAUGACCAUUUUAUAAUGUGAUAACUAAUCAAGAAAACAUCUAACUCCAAACUAGUUGCUACUUAACGCUGGCAAAUAUACAUGUUUAUACUGCUUAAUAAAAUAUUUAUCUUUA
Molecule: messenger RNA, 2852 nt
Organism: Dreissena polymorpha
Lineage: Eukaryota; Metazoa; Mollusca; Bivalvia; Myida; Dreissenidae
Product: saccharopine dehydrogenase-like oxidoreductase
Exons: 11
Coding region: 145-1425 (426 amino acids)
Biological process (GO): glycolipid biosynthetic process
Cellular component (GO): mitochondrion; lipid droplet; plasma membrane
Source: RefSeq, a predicted model, not a curated record